Molecule: messenger RNA, 192 nt
Organism: Colletotrichum higginsianum IMI 349063
Lineage: Eukaryota; Fungi; Ascomycota; Sordariomycetes; Glomerellales; Glomerellaceae
Exons: 2
Coding region: 1-192 (63 amino acids)
Source: RefSeq, a predicted model, not a curated record
AUGCCUCAGUACCAGCCUCAAACCGACACUUUCAAGGACCCCUCGAGCAAGAGUGAGGCCAAGCAACAAAUGGCCGAGCAGGCGAAACAGGAGAGAACCGAGCACUCCAAGAGCGGCGCAAACACCGGAAAGCCGCAAGGGAUGGAGUACGUGGCACGCAAGGAGCAUGCCGCCGAUGUCCAGCACAACUAG